AUGGAACCCAUUGAUACUCAACAUCUUCUGGAACUCGACGAUGAAGCAGACGAAAGGAGAAGGUUGGGCGAAGAUGCCGUUCCAGUGGUCGUCACUCAUGGCAUCGACGACAGUUGUUUCAAUCCUGGCAUGAUCUCCUACACCAAGUUUGCCAGCUCAGUGCUGGGAGGGGUUUAUGGAAGAUGUGUGCCCACUGGAGAUUCCAAGACAUCAGACACUCUCAAUGGAUACUUUAAGUCCAUGGACUGGAACGUGGCAGAGUUUGCUUCCAGAGUCAGAGCAGACCCCAAGUUGGCAAAUGGAUUCCAUGCCAUUGGCAUGUCUCAAGGCAACUGCGUGCUAGCUGGAUAUAUCAAGCAAUUCAAUGAUCCGCCCGUCAAGAAAUUUAUCUCUGUCAAUGGAGUAAAUGCUGGGAUUGCUGCCGUACCCAAAUGCAUUCCCAAGAAGCGCUUGAGCACUAUCUCUCAAAACAUGUGCGAGCUGCUCAUGGAAAUGGCUAGCAAGCGUGCAUACACCACAUUUGCACAACAACACUCGUUCCAGUCGGGAUAUUGGAGAGACCCUAGACCAGUAGAGAGAAAGGCAUACCAGACCUACAGUACAUUGGCUCGAUGGAACAAUGAUGGCUUUCACGUCAACGAAACCAUCAAGGAGAAUUGGCUGAAAACGGAAAAGUUUGUAUGGGUCCUGGCAGAACAAGAAACCACAGUGUGGCCCAAAGAAGGGGAGCACUGGGGGGCACCGGAUCCAAAAGACCCAUUCAACCACAUGCUCCUCAUGAAUCAAACCGAAUGGUACCAGAAGGAUUUGUUUGGGUUAAAAACUGCGCAAGAAGCAGGAAAGAAUGCAUUCGAGUCCUUCAAUGGUGAUCACAUGGGCUUUACACACGAAGAAUGCAAACGAUGGAUAGAAACCUAUUUGAAAUGA
Molecule: messenger RNA, 927 nt
Organism: Seminavis robusta
Lineage: Eukaryota; Bacillariophyta; Bacillariophyceae; Naviculales; Naviculaceae
Source: the annotation of a GenBank genome assembly